AUGGCAGAACCUUCUCCAGCCAUCAAGCCCGCGCCGGCUGUGGACGUCGUCGACGGCAAGGAAAAGGGCCCAGAGCUCGUCGACGCACCAGGCUCAGACUCCCAUGGCAUCUUUGGUAGCGACAUUGACAUUCCUCUUGAUGCCCAGGUCGAGGCUGAUCUCAAUGUCACUGAAGAAGAUCUCAUCGAGGCCAAGGAGUUUGCCGACACUCUGACCCUCGAUGAGGUCCGCUCUAUGAUGCAGAAGGCUCUCGCCAUCCACGAGCAUGACCCAAAUUUUCCAUAUAGUAUCAUUGAUCGCAUGAAGUUGUUCUUAGGCAACGAGGCCCUUUUCAAGGACCCUGAGAAGCACGCUGUCCUUAUCGAGGAGAUGAAGCUGGAAGCAGCCCUCAUCAUCACAAACAGCCCAUACUCGGAAGUGCGUGCUGUCGUUGACAACCAUGACGACGACACCCUGCCAUGUGGCACCUUGCGUGCCUGGUUGAUCGGCAUGGGCUUCGCGGUGAUCCUCGCCUUCAUCAACCAAUUCUUCUCCAUUCGCCAACCUGCCAUCACGGUGCAGGCCAACGUUGCCCAAUUACUGGCAUAUCCGGUCGGCAAGAUGUGCGAGAAGAUACUGCCCGAUGUCGGAUUCACCUUGUUCGGCAUCCGCCAUUCUUUGAAUCCAGGGCCCUUUUCAAAGAAGGAGCAUAUGCUCAUUACAAUCAUGGCCAACGCCUCUUGGAACACACCCUACACGGCAAACAUCAUCUGGGUUCAGUACCUGCCAAUGUACUUCAACCAAUCUUACGCUGGGCAAUUCGGCUAUCAAAUUGUCAUUGCACUCUCCACAAACUUCAUCGGGUAUGGACUGGCUGGUAUCCUCCGCCGGUUUCUGGUCUACCCGUCCUACUGCGUGUGGCCGGCCUCGCUUGUUACGAUCGCCAUGAACGGCGCUUUUCACUCGGACAAGAACGCGCCAGCUCCCAGCCCGUUUGGUCGGAUCUUUACGAUAUCCCGGCUCAAGUUCUUUGCUUGGACUUUCGCCGCCAUGUUCUUCUACUUUUGGUUUCCCAACUAUCUUUUCCAGGCACUGAGCAUAUUCAGCUGGAUGACCUGGAUAGCUCCAGACAACCUGAUUCUGACAGCCGUGACUGGCUUCAACAACGGUCUUGGGAUCAACCCAUGGCCGACGUGGGAUUGGAACACGAUGCUCUUCGACGCAACAGACCCGCUGAUGAUCCCAUUCUUCUCGACGCUGAAUAAAUUCGUUGGGGCGUGCUUGGCCUGCAUUUGCGUGGCCGCGUUCUGGUUCACAAACACAUACUACACCGGCUACCUCCCCAUCAACUCCAACCGCACGUACGACAACAGAGGCCAUCUGUAUAACGUCACAAGGGCGAUAGAUUCCGAAGGCCUCUUCAAUCCGACUAGCUACCAGGCUUACUCGUUUCCCUUCCUGUCCGCCGCAAAUUUGGUCGUCUACGUCUUUUUCUUUGCCAUCUAUCCAGCGACCCUCGUCUACGCAUAUCUUUACCACCGACACGAGAUCUUCAUGGGCCUGAAGAAUUUGUGGAGCAGCUUCAGUAAUCGGCGAGAAGCUCGUCCAGGCCGAUACCAGGACGUUCACAGCCGGUUGAUGGCGAAGUACCAAGAGGUGCCGGAUUGGUGGUAUGCCAUUGUUCUGAUCAGUUCCGUGGCACUUGGAUGUGCUGGUAUUGCUGGCUGGGAUACCGAUACAACCCCUGGAGUCGUAUUUUUUGGUCUUGCCUUGUGUGUUGUCUUUGUGGUGCCUACAGGCAUCAUCAAAGCCAUGACAGGGGUGGAAGUUAUGCUAAAUGUCCUUGCAGAGUUCAUCGGAGGCUGCUGGGUUGAAGGCAAUGCCCUGGCCAUGAACUUUUUCAAGACAUAUGGCUACGUCACCUGCACGCACGCGCUGUGGUUCUCGAACGAUCUCAAGCUGGGACAUUACGCCAAGAUCCCACCACGGCAGACCUUCGUCGCCCAAAUGCUCGGUACCCUGAUAUCGACCUUCGUCUGCAUAGGCGUUCUCAACUUUCAGAUGCGCGAAAUUCGGGAUGUCUGCACACCAGAAGCGUCGAACCGGAUGUCGUGCCCAGGCAUUAAUACAUUCUUCACUUCGUCUAUCAUCUGGGGCACCGUAGGACCUGUCAAGGUCUUCGGAGCUGGAGGCAUGUACACAUGGCUUCUUGUCGGUUUCCCGAUCGGUGUCAUCACCCCCAUUAUCAUGUACUACGCCAGUAAAAAGAUCGCCAAACCCUGGAUGCGCCAAAUGCACCCUGUGGCCAUGUUCUACGGGGCUCUCAUGUGGGCUCCAUAUAACCUUGGAUACAUCUGGCCCGCGGUACCAAUGGCCUGGCUUUCUUGGGUGUAUCUCAAGAAACGGUACUUGAUCUUCUGGUCAAAAUACAAUUUUGUCCUUUCAGCAUCUUUCAGCAGCGCCAUCGCUAUCAGCGCUAUCAUCAUUUUCUUCACUCUGCAGUGGCCAGGCAUCGAGCUUCCUUGGUGGGGCAAUACGGUCAUUGAUCAGGGCUGCGAGAAAACCGACUGCGUGCUGUACAAAUUGGACGAGGGCGAAUACUUCGGUCCACGGAUCGGCGAGUUCGAAUGA
Molecule: messenger RNA, 2610 nt
Organism: Microdochium trichocladiopsis
Lineage: Eukaryota; Fungi; Ascomycota; Sordariomycetes; Xylariales; Microdochiaceae
Product: OPT oligopeptide transporter protein-domain-containing protein
Exons: 3
Coding region: 1-2610 (869 amino acids)
Biological process (GO): transmembrane transport
Molecular function (GO): oligopeptide transmembrane transporter activity
Source: RefSeq, a predicted model, not a curated record